CUGCGGAGAAGCCAUAGUACUCCAAUGCAUCUUCCUUGUGCUAAAGAUAUUAUCAUCGCAUGCACCGUAAUCGUACCCCACAACAGAAUCCUCAAUUCUGAUGAGCUGAGAAACACUAGACUUCUUACAGCAGAGAGAAAACUUAUCUUGCGUGGCGACUCAACCCUUCUCAGUUUGAGGCAAAAGAUUUUGUGCAUAUGUGAUACAGUCGUUGAACUGGAAGAUGGUAAAGAGCUAGAACCAGUUGACCAGAAUAAGACUCACAUGCUUUUGUAUCCAUCAUCGUUUAUAUUUAUCCAUGAUACGUUUUAUGUCGAUUACUCGCUACCACAUUCACAAGAUAUAUCUGCACAUAUGCAUAAUUCAAGACCGAUUCGCGAGUUUAUGGCCAGAAAGAAAUGCUUUGAUCCAGUCACAUCGCGAGACAUAGAUGGAGUGAAAAUUAUUGAUCUCAAGUUGCGGUCAGCCGUAUGUGUUCCAACAUUCAGGAACCUGCGAACAUUUACUUAUCUUUCAUGA
Messenger RNA from Cylicostephanus goldi, 519 nucleotides. The record is from the annotation of a GenBank genome assembly. Lineage: Eukaryota; Metazoa; Nematoda; Chromadorea; Rhabditida; Strongylidae.